AGUUUGACCCGAGUCUGUCUUCCUGGGGAGCUGGCCCUGCCCUGGCCCCCCGUCAGGUGGAGGCACCUGACGUCGCCCCGUCCUGCAGGCUGCGGCCUCGGCUGGGGAGGCCUGGCGGUCCGGUACCUGCUGUCUGAACCUCUGGUCCAGUGGCUCCCGAACGCAAAUUAUCCUGUCGUGUUUUGCUGUUUGGCAAAAUUAUUUUUAAUUUGUUCAAAAAAGAGCAUCAUAUGUGCGUAUUAGGUAAAGCACUUGGAUGGGCUCGUAGCCGUGACAGGAGCUAGGGGGGUGUGGGGGGAUGUCUGACCGCCAGGCACAAGCGAGGCUGCGCGGUCAUCCGAUACUGUUUCCCACGGUUGUUCCGUGCUCCCUGUGGCCCGCGCUUCCCUGGGGAGCAGGGGAUGGACUCCUUGUAGUGAGUUUGGGGUCAGACCAGCGGGUGGGAGAGAGGAGCCGGCCUCCAGCUGCGAGGAGCAGGGGUUGAGCGUCACGGGGACGACCGCGAGACCCCCAGGCUCUACCCUGAUGCUCUGUGGACACGUGCACGUACCGCGAGGAGUUUUAGCUGCCGUCCCGAAAUAGGUCUGAUGAGCGACAGAACAGAAUACACGAGUGAGGAUGGUGGCCCGGGAGAAACGGGACUUGUCUCUGAGCUUCCGAGCGGCUGGCCGAGUGAGAAAGACCUUUCUCCCAUGACGAGUGUGUCGUGCGGGCCAUGACAGGAGUGUCGCCGCUCGUGUCUGACGCCGCUCCUCCGUGUGGGCUGCCGGGUCACCCCGUGGCAUCCCGUGGUGGAAGCCAUGCUGUCGGGGCACGAAGCCACGGGGGCCCCGCUCUGAGGACGUGACCUGACCAGGGGACCUUUACAGAGGGCUCCUCAAACUCUGGGGAAGGACUGGCUUGGGUGUUUUCUCAUUUAUUUUAUUCUACUUUUUAAGAUUUUGUUUGUAUUAGAGACAGGUGUGCACACGUGAGGGGCAGAAGGGGCAGAGGGAGGGAGUCUCAAGCAGACUCCCCGCUGAGCGUGGCGCUUGAGCCAACGACCCAGAUCGUGACCUGAGCCCCAAUCAGAAGUCGCACACCUAACCGACCUAUCCACCCAGGCGCCCCUCGUUUGUUUAUUUUUAGUUCAAAAUUUCCGCUUGUCACGGAUCCGUAGCUUCUGUGCCGUAGGAGAAAGGGCGCUGUGAAAACCUGUCCGUGCAUAAGUGUCUGCGUACCCGUCGUGGGCUGGGCGCGGCGUGCCACGGCCCCUCCCCAGAGCCCCCUUCCACGGGCCCCCACGGGCCCCGGUGCUUCCGGGCGCGGUGCCGUCCACCGUGUACACCGUCGGAGCCGGCGCCCGCGUUUGUCCGCGCUGCACGGCCACGCGACACGGAAGCCUGGCUCGUAGGCUCCCGCGAGAGGGCGUCUGUGCCCAGAACUCCGGAUUUCAAAGUUUUCCGUUUUUCAAAACAAAAAUUUUUUCGUCAUUUGGCUUUUUAAUGAGUCAGUGUUAAAUAUUUGAGUCUAUAAAAUACGCUUGCGCUGAUGACACAGGGCUUGGGUCAGACUUGUACCCGGGAGUUUGGGAUAAACAUUCAGAAACCGCGGCUUCGGGAGCGGACGCCGCACGCCCCUCAGAGUCCCCCCAAAACAGCGUCCCUGAGCGUGUUUUGGAGACGUGGGGCUCCCGUGUGCACAGGCGUGUGCUCCGACAGACACGUGAAGGCUUUGCACAGCCAAGCAGUCCUAGCCUAUCAAGUAAGGAUUCAAGAUAAGAAAGUAGCGAAGAAACCUUGCUGAGGAUAAAAUAGGCCAAUCAAGGGUUUCUGGGCGGAAACAAAGCGUUACAGGCUUUGGCUCAACGCAGACAAGGCAGGGCAGCCCGCGGCGCUGGCAGCGGCGGAGCCCUCCACCGGGUCGGUGCCGGGACUGCGCGUGGCGGGAGCUCGGGCUGCGGCGCUCACGUCCUCCCACCCGAGUGUCGCGCGGGCCGCUCCUUCCUCGUUUCUUGGCUGCUGGAAGAGUUUGUGGGAGCUCCGUUUUUAUUUUUAAUAAAACCAGAGACCUUCAGCUUUAUCAUCUCUAGGAAUAACUGGAGUUCUCACGCGUUUCUGUGCGUGGUGCAUAACCCACGUUUGGGGAAACGCUGUUUUCAGAUAGAGCGGAAGCAGCUCUGGAUCCGGACGAGGAGCGACGAGUCCGCGUGAGGAGGCAGGAGCAAGCCGCGCGCUCGGCCCGGAUGCUGUACGUGCUGCAGCAGCAGGUGAGAGAGAUCCAGGAAGAGUUGGAUAAAUUGAGUCCACAUAAGAUCAGACACACGAAGAAGUCGUGGGCCAUGUCGCGGCUGGCGGCUGCCCACCGAGGAGCCAUCCGGGCCUUACAAGUGUUGGUGACCCAGCUUACGGACCGCGGGGAGCAUCCAGUUCCUGCACGCUGCAGGGAGCUGGGCGGCCUCAUCCGCCAGCUGUCACUCUGCUCCGCCAGGCUGAACGCCGACUCUCCCGUCCCCGACGUGGUCGCGGACAUCCUGCGACAAAUCGAGGUAUGGAACGGACUCCGGGUUUGUUUCUAAGCAGGGAGGUAAUGCUUACUGCGGCCUCUGCUGUCGUUGGCAUUUAUGGAGAAGACACGACGAAGCUGCGGCCUGCUGAACUCAAGCUUCGCAGAGGACGGAGGACGCACCUUGGUUUUUAUUUUAUCCCUUUCACAGUCUAGUCCGUAACGCUGCGUCUCACUUGUUUGAGAAUGGGUGGCUGGGUAUAGAAUGCGCAUCGACUACUAACCAGGUCCAUUGAGUCACCAGAACGUUCCAUUCCCUUAACAUGCACUUGAGAGAGAAUCAGCACAGGAAAGGAGAGCAGCAGAGCGCUCUUCAGUUAGCGCUUGGGUGACAGUGCCAGUGUGCAGCCUCGGUGGACUUCUGGGAAGA
This is a messenger RNA of Ailuropoda melanoleuca (giant panda), 2914 nucleotides long. RefSeq names its product protein moonraker-like. The record is from RefSeq and is a predicted model, not a curated record. The transcript is spliced from 3 exons. Lineage: Eukaryota; Metazoa; Chordata; Mammalia; Carnivora; Ursidae. Gene Ontology annotation, cellular component: centriolar satellite; microtubule organizing center. Gene Ontology annotation, biological process: centriole replication; protein localization to centrosome. Bases 2225 to 2557 code for a protein of 110 amino acids.